Molecule: messenger RNA, 1556 nt
Organism: Cuscuta campestris
Lineage: Eukaryota; Viridiplantae; Streptophyta; Magnoliopsida; Solanales; Convolvulaceae
Source: the annotation of a GenBank genome assembly
AGAAGACGUGGACUACUUUGCCACCCCCUUCCGUCAACUUUAAGGCGGGAAAUUGCUUCUGCAAAUCCACGCACUAUUUCAACCGGCCAGAGUCAAAGCGGUUUUCAAAUCUGGUAAGCAAUGGGGGAUCUUUCAGAAACAUGCGAGAUCAAAGAAACCCACAAGAUUUCAGCUGUCAUUUUCGAUUUGGAUGGUACCCUUUUGAACACAGAGCAGGUGACAAAGGGGGCUUUGGAAGAAUAUUUGGCUAUGUAUGGGAAAGUACCCGAGAGGGAGAGGGAAGCUAAGAGAUUGGGGAUGACUCAGAGAGAGGUGGUCAGUGGCAUUAUCGAAGAUUAUGAUCUUCCACUUUCGCCCGAUCGGUAUAUUGAAGAAAUCUUACCCUUUUAUCAGGGAAAGUGGAAGUUAACAAAACCACUUCCUGGAGCCACCCGCCUUAUGGGACAUCUGCAUAAGCAAGGAGUUCCAUUUGCCCUUGCUUCAAAUUCCAUUAGGAUUAACAUUGACAGGAAACUCUCUUACCAUGAAGGUUGGAAAGAACGCUUUGCAGUGAUUCUUGGAAGUGACCAGGUGAAAUCAGGCAAACCUGAGCCGGACAUAUUUCUUGAAGCUGCAGCCAAGAUGAAUGUAGAUGCAACAGACUGUCUUGUUAUAGAGGACUCCGUAGUUGGAGUGAAAGCAGCAAAAGCUGCUGGAAUGAAAGUAGUUGCCGUGCCAUCAGUGCAACCUGAAAUGGAUCAGUAUUCUAUUGCUGAUUCAGUGCUUCAUUCAAUUCUUGAAUUGCAGCCUGAAGUUUGGGGUCUUCCCCCAUAUGGAGAUUGGAUAGAUAAUGUGUUGCAGGUUGAACCCAUAUUUUUCAAAGGCUUCUACACAAAUGGACUCCUUCACGAAUUCACAGGUGAUAUAAUGAGUGUUCUGCCCACUCAAGUUUUUGGGAAUUUCAUUGGAUGGGCAAAAAUCAACUCAAACAAGUUACUGAAGAUUCUUGUGAGAAUUGGAUGGGAAAAUAGCAACUGUUCAAAAAGACACAUUGAAGCAUAUCUUCCCGAGGACGACGAGAAUCUUCAUGAUAGUGAAAUGGAGAUUGUUCUUUUGGGAUAUAUCAGAAGAUCAAAUAACAUGGAAACAACUAAUGUUCUUGGGAUUUUUGAUGAAGACAAAUCUGCAGCAAAAGCUGCUUUUCACCGACCAGAAUUCUCACUGGAUGCUUGCAAAUCCUUGUUCAGCAGAAUGAUGAGUGAAUAGAAAUGAAGACAUUACAUUCAAAAUGUGUUUGUUUAAACAUCUAUAACAGUGUAAUAUAUAUAGUACCGUAUAAAACAUGCACUGGUCAAAGAAAAAGUCUUUUAAAACCUUUUUUUUGUACUAUUUUAAAUACCCGAGUAGUAUAGUGUGUGUGAGUGCAUGUGUGUUACUUUUGGGAUGGGCCAAAAAUUAAAGUAUACUCUCUUCGUUCCAAAUUAAAUUACCAAAAAGUCUAUUUUAAACCUAUUUUUACUACUCAUUUGUAAAAAUAAUAUAAUUGUCACUUUUUUUAAAAAAACUUUUGAUGUAAU